AGGAAAUCAGACAGCCUCUGCAGAAAGCCUCGCCUCCACUCUGCCAGUCUCUGCAACAGACAUGGCUGAAACCAGUAUCUCACUGGCUCAGGAGCAGCUCAGCUGUUCGAUCUGCCUGGACAUCCUGAAGAAUCCGGUGACCAUUCCCUGUGGACACAGUUACUGUAUGGGUUGUAUUAAGAGCUGCUGGGAUCUGGAUGAUCAGACUGGAAUCUACAGCUGCCCCCAGUGCAGACAGACCUUCAGCCCAAGGCCUGUUCUGCGCAGAAACAUGGUGAUGAAUGUAGUGGUGGAGGAAAUGAAGAAGACAGGGCUCAGUCCUCCUCAUCUCCAGCCUCGGCCAUGUUCUGGCCCCGGAGAUGUGCCGUGUGAUUUCUGCACCGGGAGACAGAUGAGAGCUGUGAAGUCCUGUCUGGUGUGUCUGGCCUCUUACUGUCAGACUCACCUCCAGCCUCACUGUGAAUCAGACCGUUUGAGGAAACACAAGCUGGUCGAUGCUACUGCACAUCUGGAUGAUCUUGUCUGUCCGAGUCAUGACAAACCCCUGGAGGUCUACUGCCGUACUGAUCAGAGGUGUAUCUGCGUGUUGUGCACGAAGGAUGAGCACAGAGGCCAUGAUACUGUCUCAGCUGCAGCAGAGAGGACUGAGAAACAGGAGCAGCUGGGGGCGACACAGACACAAACCCAGCAGAGACUCCAGGAGAGAGAGAAGGAGCUGCAGGAGCUGAGACAGGCUGUGAAGUCACUCAGAAGCUCUGCACACACUGCAGUACAGGACACUGACAGGAUCUUCACUGAGCUGAUCCGCUCCAUUGAGAGAACACGCUCUGAGGUCCUGGGCUGCGGGGACACUGUUGUCGGGCUCCUGUCGAUGACCCACCCUGACUUCUCCUACCUGAUCAGAGCAGCUCGUUGUUGGAGCUCUCCUACUUCACUGGGAUGUGAAAUCAAUAUCUUCUGCGAUCUCAGCCUCUUGACCACUUUCCUUUACAACAAGAGAGAGAGACAGAUCCUGACCUCCAUUCUGGCUCUGCUGCUAAUUGGUUAG
Molecule: messenger RNA, 1048 nt
Organism: Lepisosteus oculatus (spotted gar)
Lineage: Eukaryota; Metazoa; Chordata; Actinopteri; Semionotiformes; Lepisosteidae
Source: RefSeq, a predicted model, not a curated record